GCGCCGGCCUGACGGACGGACGCGCGGACGGACGGACGCUCGGACUGAGCCGCGGCGGCCGGGACCCGCCCGUCCAGCGCUCGCCGGGGCCGCGGCCACCCCCGGGCCGGUCCGGCGGCCGCGGCGCGCGCGCCCCAUGGGGCCACAGUGUCCGUAGGCGACCGCUUGGGGCUUCCGAAUGCACAGCCGCAGGGAAGAUAUGGAAAUCGCGUCCCACUACCGGCAGCUGCUGCGGGAGCUGGAUGAGCAGCGGCAGCACGGAGUCCUGUGUGACGCAUGUGUGGUGGUGGAGGGCAAGGUCUUCCGCGCACACAAGAACGUGCUGCUGGGCAGCAGCCGCUACUUCAAGACGCUGUACUGCCAGGCGCAGAGGGCGCCCGGCCAGGCCACGGUCACCCACCUGGACAUCGUCACGGCCCAGGGCUUCCAGGCCAUCAUCGACUUCAUGUACUCGGCCCACCUGGCGCUCACCAGCAGGAACGUCAUCGAGGUCAUGUCUGCCGCCAGCUUCCUGCAGAUGACGGACAUUGUGCAGGCCUGCCACGACUUCAUCAAGGCCGCCCUGGACAUCAGCAUCAAGCCCGACGCCUCCGACGAGCUCUCGGAGUUUGAGGUGGGCGGCUCAGGCGGCGGCACGGACGCGCUCAUCUCGGCCGUGAUGGCCGGCAGGAGCAUCUCCCCGUGGCUGGCACGGCGCACGAGCCCCACCAACUCCUCGGGGGACUCAGCCAUCGCCAGCUGCCAUGAGGGCGGGAGCAGCUACGGGAAGGAGGACCCCGAGCCCAAGGCCGAGGGCGCCGAGGACCUGGGCCCCCAGGCACUGUGGCCGGGCGACAUGGUCUGCGGGACUCUGUCCAUCAAGGAGGAGCAGGUCUCGCCGUCGCCGUACGGGGAGAGCGAACUGCCCUGCCCCCGGGAGGCUGGCGCCCAGAACCCUUUCUCAGAGCAGGCCAGCGGCGACAGCUGGCAGCCCGCAGGCCGCCGGAAGAACCGGAAGAACAAGGAGACGGUGAGGCACAUCACGCAGCAGGCGGGGGACGGGAGCCGGGCCGGCUCCCCGGUGCCGUCCUUCCUGCCUGCGUCCACCUGGCCCUUCAGCAGUCGAGACUCAGGUGCAGACUUGGCCAUCCCUGAAGCUGGCGGCCCCGACAGGCACGGGGACAGGGCAGACCUCUAUGCGCACGUGGAGGAGAGCCUGCUGGGCGGGGACGUGGGCUGCCUGGGCCCGCCGCUCACCCCCGAGAAGGACGAGGCGCUGCAGCAGGCCGCCGCGGUGGCCAACCUGCGGGCAGCGCUCAUGAGCAAGAACAGCCUGCUGUCACUCAAGGCCGACGUCCUGGGCGAGGAGAGCUCCCUGCUGCUGGAGUGCCUGCCGCCUGGCGCCCACUCCCUGUCCUUGAACGAGUUCACGGUCAUCAGGAAGAAGUUCAAGUGCCCGUACUGCAGCUUCUCCGCCAUGCACCAGUGCAUCCUCAAGCGCCACAUGCGCUCCCACACGGGCGAGCGGCCCUACCCCUGCGACAUCUGCGGCAAGAAGUUCACACGGCGCGAGCACAUGAAGCGGCACACGCUGGUGCACAGCAAGGACAAGAAGUACGUGUGCAAACUGUGCAGCCGGGCCUUCGUGUCGGCCGCCAGCGUGGGCAUCAAGCACGGCUCGCGGCGCCACGGCGUGUGUGCGGACUGCGCCGGCCACGGCACCGCGGGGCCCCUCGACGGCCCCGGGGCCGAGGGCUCCCCCGAGCUCUUCGCCGGGGAGGGGCCCUACCUGGACGACCCCGAAGACCCGCGUGGGGAGGGCGAGGAAGAGCUGGGCGAGGAGGAGGACGAGGACGAGGCCAAGUGGAAGGAGGACGUGGGGCUGGCCCACGAGGACUCCCUGCUGGACAAGGCCGAGGAGCUGGACGGGGGCCCCAAGGACCUGGCCUGGGUCUCCUGAGGCCCCCGCACUCCUGGGCCCGCUGCCAGGGCCGGGGCCAGCACCCCCGGGCGCACAGGGCCAGCCUGUUCCCCGCACUGAUGGCCCCGCCCCCUCAGGUCAGUGACGUGGGGGGGCCGCCCUCACCUGGCUGCCCUCUGGCUGCUGCCGGCUCAGGUGCUAUCUACCGAGGCAGCACCCUGGCCUGGGUCUGCGUUCUGUGCACUGGCAGGGGGCUGCCCCUGCUGGCCUUCUUGCUGCUACAUGGGCGAGGCCUGAUGGUAUGGUGACGUCCUAAGGUCGUGUGUGGCCCCCUCUGGGGUGUCCAGCCAGGGGCCCCGAUGGAGGUCAGCCCUGCACAGGCCUGCCGUGGCCCCCUCCACUUCCCACAGCCCCCACCCAGCACCAAACCCGCCGUGGGCAGCAGCUGCCCCUAUCAGGGGACAGGGACCCCGACCUGGAAGCACUGUGGGGGCGGGUGGGGGGCACUGCCCCUGCUGUUUCUGCAGGAACCUUUGCAAACCCGGCGUGGGCACAGCCUGCCCUGCUCUCAGGUCAUCUUGCUUGGGGGCUGCCAGGGUCCCGAGUGGGCAGGCCAGCGGCCAGAGCGGCACACCGCACCGAGGGAAGAUGUGCGGAGGGACCGGCCUGGCCGGCUUCCAGCGAGCACGGCAGGAAGCCUCGAGACGAGGGUUUUUUAUGUGAUUUUUUUUUUAAAUCGAUGUUUAAUAAAUAUUUUUUUAUGAAGAGGAGAACGUGUAGGUGACAUUUCACGUUUUGUACCUUUUGUUUGUGUGUGUGUGUUGGUGUUCGCAGCACCAAAGUGGAGACGGCGAGGGUGGGUGGGCAUCUGGGGACCGGUCACGCCAGUGCGGGCACCGCCCCGGGAAGACCCGAGACGGCAGGAACUGGAAUCCGCAGCUCUGGGAACCGACUGCUCCGGGACCGCGCCUGCAGAGCCAUCCUCACGGGCGCCGGCCCCAGGGCUCCAAGCCCGUGCUCGGCUGCGCAGCCCAGUCACUCUUGCAACAUGCUUCCCCCUGCCUGGACGCGCGGUGGGCCCGGCCCGCACCCCAGGCGCGGCUCUGUGACGGGACUGGCUCAAUAAAGCGGGAUCUGCUGCUCCGGCCUCGCCUCCUGUGUCCGAAGCGCCGCCCACCCGACGAGCCCGGGGCAAGUGCAGGGGGGGAGGGAGAGAGGAAGGGGGGAGGGGGCUUCUCGGGCACUUUCUGGAGUCCAGGCCGCAGAGGGGACACUUCCCCGCCCUCCCCAGCAGCCGCCAAGUGUCCACUGGGCUGAGGGCCACGGCCAGGCUGUGCUGCUCUGACCCCACGCGGGGGAGACCGAGAGGGUCCCCAGGGCCCCCAGCCAUCCGCGGCCCGAGGCUAUGCAGGUGUCUGGCGGCCCAGCUCGGUGCGGAGUCCCCACCGCACAAGCCCAAGCUCGCAGCACGCGGAGACUCGGUCUGGCGCAGCGUGGUCCGGGGCCUCCCCCCGCACGUGUCCACCCCCGCUGCGAGCCCCCGCCCCCGUCAAUCCCGAGGCUCACGCUCACAUUGGCGGGCCUGGGGCUUGGAGCCGGGAGCCAGUCGCUGGGACUCCACGGCCCCUGGCCCGGUGCUCGAAGGCCCUGGGUCCAUGGCCUGAGGGGGCCAGCGCGGUGGUCCUGCGUGCUUGCAGCGGGCUCUGGGCCCCUCUGCCUAGGCUUGGUCACCUGGAGCACAUGACGUCCAUCUGGAAGGUAUACAACCCGGGGACGCAAGCGCUGUCCACUCUGCAAGUGCUCCCUGUUGGCCGCGCUGCUCGCACCGCAUCCUCCUCUGCGCAGGGCAGGCCUGGCCAGCCGGGCCAGCAAGGGGCCUACACCAGGCUGGGGUCACUGCAGCUGAAGACCAAGGCCCACACUUCAGGACCCCCUUAUCUCAGGACCCCCACAGAUCAGGCUGCGUAUCUCAGAGCCCCCCAGACCCAGGUUUCCCCCCAGAGGUGAGUCAGCACCUCUGACCUUGCCUGAGGCCCUGGGCCCUUCAGCUCCUGCCAGGGGGUGGGUGGGCAAGCAGAUGGCCAAGGCCCACGCGUGGUGGACGGGUCUGGCGGGGAGCAGCCACUGAGAUCCUGAGAUCUGAGGUUUUCUCCAAAGAGAGCAGCUCUCUGCUGGGGUCCAGCAGGCACUUAGCAAGGCCUGUCCAGUGACCGGGCAGCGACAGCAGCUCUGCACCCCCACCUGCCUGCCAUCAGCCGGCACUCUGUCCAGGGCCAGCCCGAGAGUGCAGACUGCAGUGGCCAUGUGCCGUGGGGCAGGCACGAGCAGGGGGCAUGGCCAGCCUGGA
Sorex araneus (European shrew) is the source of this 4247-nucleotide messenger RNA. RefSeq names its product zinc finger and BTB domain containing 46 (gene ZBTB46). Bases 179 to 1939 code for a protein of 586 amino acids. The record is from RefSeq and is a predicted model, not a curated record. Gene Ontology annotation, biological process: regulation of transcription by RNA polymerase II. The transcript is spliced from 5 exons. Gene Ontology annotation, molecular function: RNA polymerase II cis-regulatory region sequence-specific DNA binding; DNA-binding transcription factor activity, RNA polymerase II-specific; protein binding. Lineage: Eukaryota; Metazoa; Chordata; Mammalia; Eulipotyphla; Soricidae.